AUGAGAAGUGUCAAAAAAUUUUACGACUACUACGAGGAAGAAAAAGAAGAAGAAGAAGAUUAUGGGCAUGAUUAUAUUCUCGAACUCCAUAUUAAAAGUGCCUUGAUCGACAAAUCAAGCGUUUGGCCAGAGACGGGGAACAACAUAGGGGACUAUUAUGUUAUAGUGACGGACAUAUAUGAGAGAGAGUAUACAACUCCAAUGGUUCUUGGAUUACCAACAAAAACUGGUUCGGCCUAUGUUUUUCCAUGGAACUGGUUGUUUCAUAUAGGUUUCGACGAGUUUCCGCACGGAGGGUCCUUGAAGGUGGAGAUUAUUCGGGUUGGACAUGUCGAAGAUCCCGGAACGUCAGACGGCAUUACGGUGAUGGGCAGAGUUGAAAUUCCUAUGCCGGAUCGUAUUAAGGAUGAGUGGGAUGGGCGCGAGGGAAUUCUCACUAGGCUUGUUCGGUUUGAUGAUUUAAAGGUUAAAGGAUUAAUUUAUGUGGGCAUGAAGUUCACGAGUGUAUGGGCUAAGAAGAAGCCAUUGCCUCAAUUAAGCGACUAUAUGUAA
Molecule: messenger RNA, 552 nt
Organism: Ilex paraguariensis (yerba mate)
Lineage: Eukaryota; Viridiplantae; Streptophyta; Magnoliopsida; Aquifoliales; Aquifoliaceae
Source: the annotation of a GenBank genome assembly